AUGAGAGCUCUCGCCCUCAUCACUGCCCUGGCCACGUUGGCCACCGCCAGUGCCACCUAUGACAAGCGCGACUUGGCCCAGGAGAUCUGGGACGACAUCAAGAAUGCGGUGGAUUGCGCGGGCUGCCAGGUCGUUCUGACUGCCCUGAAGGGUGUGGCCGAUCUGGGCACGACUGCCUUUGUCGACGUGCUGACCGAAGUGUGCAACAUCAGUGGCAAAGAAGAUUCCGAUGUCUGCUCCGGCAUCAUCUCUCGCGAGGGCCCCGUGCUGGACUAUAUCCUGCAGCACCUCGAUAUCGGCUCGCACACCUCCCAGGUCAUCUGCGCCAGCGCAUUCGGCCUCUGCCAGUAUCCUGAGGUCCGGACCUACAACCUCACCUUCCCCAAGCCCAAGCCCAACACCACUCGUCCAGAGCCCAGUGGCGAAUCGCCUAUCCAGGUCGUCCACUUCAGCGAUACCCACGUGGACCUCUCCUACGAGACUGGGUCCAAUUACAACUGCACAAAGCCCAUCUGCUGUCGCCCUUACACGGCCCAGGAUGCUCCAGGAAACACGACGACUCCCUGCGGGCCAUAUGGUAACACCAAAUGCGAUGCUCCCUUGAGUCUCGAGGAGAGUAUGUUCGCCGCGAUCAAAGCGCUGAACCCCCAGCCCGCCUUUUCCAUCUACACGGGCGACGUCGUCGCACACGACAUCUGGCUCGUGGAUCAGAACGAAGUCAUCGAAGACCUGAAUGCCACCUACGACCGCAUGGCCGGGCUGGGGCUCGUCUAUGCGGCCAUCGGAAACCACGACACGGCGCCGGUCAACGAUCUGCCGACCAGCAACAUCCCCAGCGAGUACAGCGCUAACUGGACCUACGAGGCCCUCACACACGACUUUACGAUGCUGACCCAGUCAGCCUCUGCCCAGACAGCCGCGAAUUACGGGUCUUAUUCGGCCAUCUAUCCGGGCAGCUACGGCACGGAUCUCCGCGUCAUCUCCUACAACAGCAUCUUCUACUACGUGGACAAUUUUUGGGCAUACCAGGACCCUAUGGAUUUCGACCCGGAUGGACAGCUGGCCUGGCUGAUCAACGAGCUCCAGGAGGCCGAGACGGCGGGGCAGCGGGUCUGGAUUAUUGCGCAUGUGCCGACGGGCACGUCGGAUCACUUCCACGACUAUUCGCACUACUUUGACCAGAUCGUGCAGCGCUACGAGGCCACCAUUGCGGCGCUGUUCUACGGCCACACUCACAUCGACCAGUUCCAGAUUUCGUACUCGAACUAUUCCAACCGAGCGUUCGACACGGCCACCGCCAUCGGGUAUAUCAUGCCGUCGUUGACGCCGACCUCGGGACCGCCUACCUUCCGGGUCUAUGACGUUGAUCCCAAGACCUUUGCCGUGCUGGACUUCACCAACUACAUUGCCAACAUCAGCGACCCGGCGUUCCAGUUGGGCCCGACGUGGCAGAAGUACUACUCGGCCAAGGAGACGUACGGCUCGUUGCUCUCGCCUCCCGUGACGGACCCGACGGCGGAGCUGACGCCGGCCUUCUGGCACAACGUCACGGUGGCCUUUGAGCAGGACAACGCGACCUUCCAGGAGUACUGGGCGCGGCAGACGCGGGGGUACGACGUGUCGAGCUGCACGGGGUCCUGCAUCACUCAGGCCAUCUGCGGCCUGCGCGCGGCAGACGCGCAGUACAACUGCGUGACGCCGACGCCGGGCUUCAACUUUGCCAAACGGGAUGCCUCGAGCGCCAAGCAGGCUCUGUCGCAUGUCGAGAAAUGCGAGGGCUCGGGAUUGUUGGGGCUGCUGGGCAGGAUGGUGGCUGAGAACUUAAUGAUAUAUAAAUAUAUGCCAUUGUUAUUCGCAGAAUACGGUCUUCCGUAUAUCGUCUAA
This is a messenger RNA of Rasamsonia emersonii CBS 393.64, 1884 nucleotides long. Its product is annotated as Sphingomyelin phosphodiesterase. Gene Ontology annotation, biological process: sphingomyelin catabolic process. The transcript is spliced from 4 exons. The record is from RefSeq and is a predicted model, not a curated record. NCBI's taxonomy places the organism in Eukaryota, Fungi, Ascomycota, Eurotiomycetes, Eurotiales, Trichocomaceae. The coding region runs from base 1 to 1884 and encodes 627 amino acids. Gene Ontology annotation, molecular function: sphingomyelin phosphodiesterase activity.